Molecule: messenger RNA, 9776 nt
Organism: Menidia menidia (Atlantic silverside)
Lineage: Eukaryota; Metazoa; Chordata; Actinopteri; Atheriniformes; Atherinopsidae
Source: the annotation of a GenBank genome assembly
UCAAAGCGUCACAGACGCACACACCCGCUCACACACAAUCGGCAGUGACUCUCAGGCAGUGAAUGCGAGUCUCCAACCAGCAGCACAGACCUCUCCACUCCUUUAGCAAAAACGGGAUAUUAGGAGGCAAUUCCCUGCUGUUCUUUUUUGAGGGGGAUUCUAAACCCGCUGCUUGUCCUCUUCCCUUGCCUUCCAUUUUCUUCUGCCUGUCAUUCUCUCAGUGCUUGGUUCUAAUUUUAGAAACAUGGAACCUCGGGGAGCGCUCUCCCAAAGCUAUUUACGUCCCAGCUUCUCCUCAUCUUACGCCUCCUCCUCCUCUCUUCUCCCUCUUAUUAGUCAGGAGGAGAAUAGCCAGAGGAUCUUUUGAUUCACCGGAGUCGGGGUAUUGCAUCUGUAUUUUUGUUGUCGGUAGCAGGAAGAGGCGAACAUGCUGCAGAUCUUGGAGCAGCUCUCUUGUCGGCGCUGUACGCAGUAACUCCCUCCUGACUGUGAUUCUGCUGCUUCUGUUUGGCUGCCAACGACCAAGAAGAAACAAACUUUCCUCCUCCAUCUUAAACACGGCCGGAUACCUGGUGAAACAUAACUGGCCAAAGCGACAAUUUCAGGAGGAUGAGUCAAGACUAGGGGUGAUCCUUAUUUACUCCUUAUUUACUCAAUUCCUCAAUCUCAUCGGAGGGAAGACUUCCUGGAACCCGCUGCCGAGACUACGAUAGCAGAGAGGAUUUUGUCCGAGGUGACAGAAGCUGUAGAGCUAAAGACUACCUGAGACUGGACAAUAGAAACACUGGAGAUUUUUUUCGGAUAGAAUUAACUGCAGCUUUCAGCUUUAAAACAAUUGAAAAGCAGAAGACAUUUCUGAAUUUAACUUCAGCAGCCUCCUGUUCCAGUGUUUUUCUCUCCUGUCCCUGGGACCUCGCAUCUAAACUAAGCCAUGCUGCGUUUUCUGAAGAAGAGCUGACGCUUUCUUUUUCUAUUUUUUUUUCUUUGUUUUAUUUUUUUGCCCAAACCAAUUAAAGCACCAGCUUUUGUCUUGGCAUGCUGUUACAUCCCACCGUGUCAGGAUUGUGCGCCAUGUUGCAGACCAUCUAUGAGACCGAGUCCUGUUUUUCAUCUGCCAGCACAGACAGCCAUCACCAGCCUCUGGAGCUCCUGACUGGCAACAGGGGCUCCAGCACAGCCAUGCCCAGCGCUGUCAUGGAGGUAAAGAGCAGCCUCCCCUCCAGCAUGCAGAGCCCGGCAGGAACAGCAAGUGAGCAGAGAGGAGGAGGCGGAGAAGGUGGUGGGGCUUCUGGAGAAGGAGGAGGGGGAGGGCCCGUGGAUCUAAGAACAGAGCCCAGGGUUGGAUCUUUGUCCGGGGGCAUGGUGGUGGACACAGCCCUGAGAGAGCAGCAGCUUCAGCAGGAGCUGGUGCUCCUCAAACAGCAACAGGAACUCCAAAAGCAGCUGCUGUUUGCAGAAUUUCAAAAAAAACACGAAGUGCUUACAAGACAACACGAAGUCCAGCUGCAGGAGCAUUUAAAGCAGCAGCAGGAGCUGCUGGUAGCCAAACGGCAGCAGGAGCUGGAGCAGAAGAUGAAACUAGAGCAGCAAAGACAUGAAGAACAGGAGAAACAGCGACUGGAGCAGCAGCUUCUUCUGCUCAGGAACAAGGAAAAGGGGAAAGAGAGUGCCAUUGCGAGCACAGAGGUGAAGCUGAAGCUGCAGGAGUUCCUUCUUAGUAAGAAAGAGCCGGGUCCCAGUGGACAGAACCAUACCUUCUCUCCAAAGUGCUGGGGAGCGCAGCACACCUCACUGGAGCAGAGUUCCCCCCCACAGAGUAACACCCCCGGAACACCUCCCUCCUACAAACUUCCCCCGCUGCUGGGGAGCUACGAGGGCAAAGACGACUUUCCCCUCCGCAAGACAGUCUCCGAGCCUAACUUGAAGGUGCGUUCGAGGUUGAAGCAGAAGGUGGCUGAGAGGCGCAGCUCUCCACUCCUGCGCAGGAAAGACGGAACCGUCAUUAGCACCUUCAAGAAGAGGGCCAUCGAGAUAUCAGUUUCCUCUCUCUGUAGCAGCGCUCCAGGCUCGGGUCCAAGCAGCCCCAACAGUUCCAACACGGCUAUAGCCAACGGCAACACAGGAUCGGUCCCUAACAUACAAACUGAGCUGAGAUCUCUUCACCAGACCUUGGGGGCUGAUGGGACGUUGAGUCCGCUGAGUCUCUAUACCUCACCGUCCCUACCAAACAUCUCUCUAGGCCUCCCUACUAACACGCACAUCACGCCCCCCCAGAAGCUGUCAAACCAGCAAGAGGCUGAGCAUCAAGCUAUCCAAUCCUUGCGAGGGGGUGGUGCUCUAACAGGGAAGUUUCUAUCCACGUCCUCCCUACCAGCAGGUGUGGGACAUGAAGUGGAAGCCCCGCCGCCCACCUCUCAUUCCGCCCAUUCCUCAUUGCUGCAGCACGUCCUUCUGUUGGAGCAGGCUCGGCAGCAGACUGCUUUGCUAGUGCCCAUCUACAAUCAGUCGCCACUGGUUACCGCAGAGAGAGGCGUGACCACGGGCAUGCGUGGGGUCAACAAAUUGCCUCGCCAUCGGCCGCUGGCUCGCACGCAGAGCGCACCCCUGCCCCAGUCCCCACAGGCCCUGCAGCAGCUGGUUGUCCAACAGCAACACCAGCACUUCCUAGAAAAACACUACAAAAUGCUGUCAAAGGGAGCAGACCUUCCACGCCCACCACCCACUCACCCAGAGGAGACGGAGGAGGAGCUAACUGAGACCAAUGACAUGCAGGAAGAUGAUGGGUCAGUGCGCAUCAAUAGACUUCAGAAAGAGGGAUCCGAUGACAGCUCACAUUCGUCGGAGCGCCUCAGUGUGCAUGUGAAAGGCGAGGAAGAGCACAGGAGCAUGCAUGUGAAAGGCGAGAGCACAGAGAGUGAGCUGGAGGAAGAAGAAGAGGACGACGAUGUUAUCCAGCUGAGGGAGAGUGAGGAGGAUGAGAGAGGGAGCUACCUACAGCAUUCCUUGCAGCAGCUGGGCAUCUUUCAGUCUUCGCUGCCCCACAGACCUUUGGGAAAAGCGAAGUCCUCCCCUGCAGCCACUGUCAAUCCCAUCAAACACCUCUUCACCACCGGGCUCGUUUAUGACAGUUUGAUGUUGAAACAUCAGUGUGUAUGUGGAAAUGCUCACAUACACCCUGAGCAUGCGGGGAGGGUCCAGAGCAUCUGGUCCAGGCUGCAAGAGACAGGCUUGCUGGGCCGCUGUGAGAGAAUCCGUGGGCGGAAAGCAUCUCUUGAUGAGAUCCAGUCGGUCCACUCAGAGUUCCACACUCUGCUGUAUGGAACCAGUCCACUCAAUCGGCACAAACUUGACCACAAGAAGCUUCUGGGUCCAAUCAGUCAGAAGAUGUACGCUGUUCUUCCCUGUGGAGGAAUCGGGGUGGACAGUGACACUGUGUGGAAUGAGAUGCACUCUUCAGCAGCAGUCCGCAUGGCAGUGGGCUCGGUCAUUGAACUUGCUUUCAAAGUGGCAUCAGGAGAGCUGAAGAAUGGCUUCGCUGUGGUGCGUCCCCCGGGUCACCAUGCUGAGGAAUCCACAGCCAUGGGAUUUUGUUUUUUCAACUCGGUUGCCAUCACAGCAAAACUGCUGCAACAGAAACUUGGUGUAGGCAAGAUCCUCAUUGUAGAUUGGGACAUCCAUCAUGGCAAUGGCACCCAGCAGGCCUUCUACAAUGAUCCUGACGUUCUUUACAUCUCCCUCCAUCGGUACGAUGACGGAAAUUUCUUCCCUGGCAGUGGAGCCCCCGAAGAGGUGGGUUCAGGUGCUGGUGCUGGUUUCAACGUGAACAUAGCAUGGACUGGAGGGGUGGAGCCCCCUAUGGGAGAUGUGGAGUACCUCACGGCUUUUAGGAAUGUGGUGAUGCCUAUUGCCCAGCAGUUUAGCCCAGAUGUAGUCCUGGUGUCUGCAGGAUUCGACGCUGUGGAGGGUCAUCAGUCUCCUCUUGGUGGCUACAACGUUUCAGCCAAGUGUUUCGGCAAGUUAACGCAGUUGCUGAUGGGUCUGGCGGCUGGGCGGGUUGUCAUGGCGCUGGAAGGUGGUCAUGACCUCACCGCUAUUUGUGACGCUUCUGAGGCCUGUGUGUCUGCGCUCCUGGGAGACCCGAGUGACGCUGGGUUUCAGUGGCCUCAGGAAAAGCCAUGUCCCAAAGCCUGUGCCUCACUGGAGACAGUGAUAGAGAUCCAGAGUAAGCACUGGCCCUGUCUCCAGAGUUUGACCCAGACCAGCGGACACUCGCUACUGGAUGGGGCUCAGGGACAAUCGGAGAGGGAUGAGGCAGAAACAGUCAGCGCCAUGGCCUCCCUCAGUGUCGAUGUGGAGCCAUCAGGCUCUGUUUCGGAAGACGCAGAAACCAGCAGGUCCACAGAGGAGCCAAUGGAGGAAGAGCCAGUCUUGUAAGAGGAGCUCAGACUAGAAGCACACAAACAUCUUCACCUCCUCCUUGCACCUCUUUGCCCUCCUGCUUUCUUUCUCCAUUUGUGCAGUAUGUGUGCGUGCACACACACGGAGUGGAACUGUGCUAAUGUCGAGGAAUUUGAUUGGCUGAGAAGAUAUUGGAGUCAGGAAAAUGCGAGUCCUGUGAGAAACUUGGAUGCAACUCUUUUCCUCUGGCUGAUUCAUCCAGGGAGGAGUGGACGACUUAUCAGCAUCUCCGUGGAAACUAGAGGAGGGAAAGCAUUAGCAAGGACACAUUUCUGGUCCUGUUGUAAACUCCAGCACCUGUACACUGCACCACUCAACUUUAUUUUUCCACUCUAUUGUCGUUCUACCUUUUUUUUCCUUCAUCCCUACUCCUCUGUUCCCACCGAAGGGCGCUGGAAAGAUUAACUUCCUGCAGCAAAUGUCCAACGGCAAGCUGACGACUGGUCUCCUUGCCUGUUGUGCAUCCCAGACGAGCUGAGCAGGCAGUGUAGAGAUAUUUUACAAUGAGCAGAGGAGAAACUCGGUGCCUUUUUUUCUGUCCACAGAAAUAAACCGUCCAAUCAGAAACCACGAAUCACUGCCACAGCACCUCAGCAGACCAAGCAGCCCAUCAGGACUUAAGAAACACACACACACUCUGCUGCUGUUGUUACAGUCCGUCAAUGUAUUUUUGAGUCUUUGUUUCGUCAUCUGGAUGCCUUAGUUUGUCCUAAUUUCACAGUUUAGCGACCUCGAGAGAGACGGAGAGCAUCGUGAGGGCUGAUAUGUACAUACUCUGUGUUCACCGACUAAUAAUUACAUUAUCUGACAAUACUGUGGGAAAGUAUUCUUGACAGAUUGCUAUGUCUUAUUUCUUUUUUUUAGGGAAGAAAAGCCUCUAGUCAUUACUACUAUGGAGUAAACAUUGAAGUGAUAUUCAGUCACACUUUGACUGAGCAUUGCAGGAUCAGCUUUACCAGCAUUCAUUGUGUCAAACUUCAUCGCCACCCAUCAGCCCUCUAUCUCUCUUAGUGUGUUUCUUAGCCGUGUGACACAACCCCCGACCAUUUUUCCCUUAAAGGGGAUUGUUGGAUUUUGGCACCACCACCUUGCUUUUUUUCUUUUUAAUUGUAAUAUUCCUGUUUAGUGUAAAUACUGUCCAUUGUCCCGUUGCCCAUGGCCAUGUUAUUGCUAAUGGAGUGGAGUGAGGUAACUUUUCUAUUUCUGUACAUACAGAUAUGUAUAAAAUACAAAAUACUUUUUCCUUUUUGUAUAAAAGCAAAAAUAACAUAUAAUAUGUAUGAACAGUGUUUUAUCCAAUCAGAUUGGAUAUCUAAAUAUACUCUGUUUGAAGAUUUGAUGUUUUCAGGGUUUGGCUGUUUGACAGGUAAUAAGCACAGGGUUUGAUGGUGUUGCCCAUCACUGCAGCCUGCUUGUUUGUUUGUUUACAGGAGCUGAAGGGGGCUGGUUUUUGUAGUUUGUUUUCUUUCUUUCUUUAUUUUUCCAAAGAGGAGAAGUGAACUGCAGUUCCUCUCCAUUAACUCAGACUGAGAAGCUCAUUAGCUUUGAUUCAGGAGCAGCAGACUGACUGACAGCCACUGAGUGGAUCGUGAAAUCCACUCAGUGGAUGGUGUUGAAGGCAAAGUGACAGGAUCAUAAGCUCAUUUCCUCCUGAGAGGGGAAAUAAAAGGUGAAUUUUAAACUUGUAUGUUUGAUCCAAGAUGGGGAAGGGAGGGCUGAACCAUCACAAGGCUGACAUAUGCAGCUCUUAUCUUGGUGCCGCUGCAACACUUUUUUUCUACAUGGAAAUAACUUGGACGAGAUGAAGAGGUGUCGACCUAUCUGCUGAUUUCAAGACUUCUAACUGUAAUUUUAAGCAUGAUAUUGAUUUGAUCCUGACUAUACUGGGAAAAUGUGCCAAGAUUUAGGGUGUACCAUAGACAUUCUGCAGUAUGCUAAAUUAGCACCAAAAAUGCAAAUAUUUGAAGCUUUACUGACCCAAAGGGAAAAACUCAAUGCUUAAAUGUCUUAAGGGUCAGUUUUUCUGUUCAAAACUAAGAACAAGUCAUAACUCCAGCUAACCUUACAGGAACAACUUGGGACUCAAGUUUGCAAAUGAAAAUACAGCAUCAGCUGCACUGCUGCUGACUGUGACAUUCAGUUCAUUUCCAUUCUGGCAAGAAAAUGAAAAUCAAACAACAAAAAAAGUAAUGACAGAGAAGGUGUACACCACCUCCUGAGGUCUGUUGGGAAAACAUGUUCAUAAAUCCAGUAGAAAUUAGUUAAUUAGUGCUGUAAUAGAAAUAUGUUUGAAGUCAAAGAGAGGCCUAUCAAGCUUUUUGGUUGAGAACUUCACAUAGGCACUUCUGGACUGAAUUCAAAUUAACUUGUACUUAUUUAUCGGCCCAGAUUGUGGUUUGUCAUUAACUAUUACAGCAAAACGUUCGCCACACAAAAUUUAGGAGGGUCAGAUAUGUUUGUUGAAGAACGAAGCAAACACUGCUCAUUUCAUGCUGUAUGUUAUCCUAAACGAUAUGAAAAAAGAAAGAAUAUAUACAUAUUCUAUCAACAUUAACAUUUUCUAUCAACCACAACACUCGACAAAAAAUCAGCAUCCACUUAAUGAAUGGGCAGUACACUGUGUGCAGUUGCUCUGUUACAGUUAAGAAAAUAAAAAAAUUCACAAGUCAGCACAGAUCAAAAGGGUCCAACAAUAACGAUCAACUUUAACAUAAACCCCACCAACAGUUAUUUCAGUCAAGGCUGUUUCAAUAUGUGAAGCUGUUAAACUGUUUGUUACCACCUACCAAUCCAGUAGCAAUCUUGACAUACAAACAGCUGUAAUCACAACACUUAAAAUAGAUGAAUGACGUAUUGAUUUAUGUUUAAUCUUAUGGAACUAUGAGUGACCUCCUUGCAAGUAACCCCUGGAAAUACAGUUUGAAUGGUAGAACGAGUUAUGGUUAUGCUUUGUCUGGAUCAUGAAAUGAUUGCUGGGGUUUUCCCUUAAAACUGACAAAUAACACAAUACCAUUGAAUCUGAACUGGACCAUACUCUGGACACAACCCUCAAUCCAAUUAGUUCUAUUUUGCAUGAUCCCCUCUACUGGGUUUCACCCACACAAAGCAAUAUCACAACGGUUGCACUCUAGAGUUUAAGAACAGUAUGGUCCAGUUUCAGUGUCACAGACAGGAAUUCUUCCUCUAUUCAGGUUAUAAAAUAAAUUGAUUAAUCAUAUUUCUCAUCCAACACUUAGACAAAUAAUCAAGCACCUCGCUUUUAGGUGUGGGUGCAUGCGGACUGAGCGGUGAAACUGGUAGGACUGAAACCUGAAAAAUAAAAUACUUAUUAAACACAAUGUUCUUUCAAGAGCAAAGCUCAAGCAGAGCUUAUGGAAGCACAAAAGGACCAAAACGUAUCGCUAAUUGAGAUGUGGUUUAACAAGCAGCAACUACCAGCACAGUUGGAUGCCUUAAUGCUUCUCCUUACAGCUUAGGAGGCAUUGGCUGUAUCGCGUGGCCACUACAAGAAUUGCAGGCCAAAAGUGUUCAAAACACUGAUAAAUGUCAAAGGAUUGCAGCUGAAUAUAUCUUGCAGCUCUGUAAUUGGGAAGAUUUGCUUAACAGGGUGAGAGAUGAAAGGAGCUUUGCCUUCACUAAAACUAGUUUGUGCUUCUGCGUGCAGCCAAAUUAUUAUUAUUUUUUGUGGUCUUUUCUUAACUAUUUUUGCUAAAUUCUUGAUGUAGGCCUACAUGUCUUUUAAUCAUGUAGAAUGUUUCCAUUAAAGACAUGUAACGACUGAUAACCUUACCUCAGAAAUAUCUGAUCAAGAUAUGGAUAUCCUAAUUUGGGGGAUGAACCAAAUCGCUAUCCACGCACAAUUUCUCAUCAAAGGUGUUUAUAAUUUCAAGCAAGCAGGGUUCAUUUCAUGUUCAUUGUUUAUUUGUUCCCAGCUCCUAGUAGGUUUGGUUUCAAUCUUAGUUGCCAACACUAAUUUCUCCUAUUCUUUAGAAUAGAUGUUUAAAGGGGCAACAUCUUAAAUGUGAUCUUUCAUUUACUUUAAUUUUGUCUGCUAUAAACCUUGUUUAAAAUAUAAAUAUAUAUGGUAUUGCCUCAAUAUCAGUCGCAAAAACUUCAGUUUACCAGGUUAUCAAAAUUAGGGUAUUGUUGCUCAAACAAGCCAGGUGUACAUAAACGAGAAUGUACACACCUGAACUUUGCUUUAUGUGUGUACACAAGGAUCCAACACCAGGGAUGCCUUUGAGAAAAGAUUGUCCAGAAAAUCCAAAUAGCCAUUUUAAUGCCUCAAUACAAACCCACCUGAAAUAGAAGGAUGAAAAACAAAAAGUAGAAAUUAAUUUAGUCUUCCCCCUUUUGAGGUGCUGAUGUGUUUUGUAAAGUCAGAAUAACUGCAAUAUCAUGACAAUAUUGAUGUCACAGAAAGUUGUUUCAAAAUUCUUGGCGGUAGUUGCUGCUUGGUCACACGUACUAUAAGCACAGAUGAUCCAGAACUCUAAAACUGGCUGUCAAGCCACCUCUCAAGUCCAGCGGCCACACAGCUCUACUGUUGCGAUAACACAUAUUCUACUACACAUACACACACUCAGACUAUUUUCUACAUGAGUUGAUACUGUACAUUUCUUGAUAUGUUUGAUACUGUGGUGUAACUGUUGUGUCAUUCUACGAAGCCAGGGUGGGGGGAUUUUGGGUGGGAGGUUAAGUGUCAGUUCCUUUUUACCUCCUCCUGAUUUUGGGGGGGGAGGCAGUCUGUUGCGUUUCUUUCGUCUGGCUCGGUUCUCAGAACAAGGCUUUUUGUUAAUGUGGAACUGAUCACAAGCACAUUCCUGACUCCUCUGUCUUUGCUGUUGCUUUCUGCUUAUUCCUUCCUGCUGCAACAAUAUGACUGUCUAGUUCUUGCUGACUCACGUGUAUAUAAAAUGCAUAAAUGUGUUCACAUGUGCAAUACACGCUAUUCAAGCAAUCUAUUACUGUGACUAAUAUUGAUAAUUGUCACUUUUUUUAAAUUUCAGCCUGUAUUUCCCUUCUUGUCUUGAUUAUGUUGCAGGAGCUUAAAAGGGAAGAUGACUAUUGUGAUUCUUCACAUUUCAAUGAAAGCCCUUUUUUUUUUUAUUCCUCUGUAAUGUGACGUUUAUCCUGAAUUUUUUUUUCCUUUUUAAAGUGGGCUUGUUAAAUUUGUCUGGAAACUCAAUAAAGCAAUGCACAGACCCUUACAGCUGUCAGGAUUUGUCUUUUCAGGAAAUAGUAUAGGCUAAAAAAAAUGGAUGCCUUGUUUUUUUUUUCUUAAAAGAAAAUUAAAGGGAAGUGUUUAUGAAAGAAGA